This is a messenger RNA of Symbiodinium sp. CCMP2456, 885 nucleotides long. NCBI's taxonomy places the organism in Eukaryota, Dinophyceae, Suessiales, Symbiodiniaceae. The record is from the annotation of a GenBank genome assembly.
AUGAAGGCACUCGUUGAACAGACUGAUGAGACUGCGCCACGGCGCCUUAGUGUGCCCGAAAGGGCAGAGCGACAUACUAAGAUUGCGAAGCGGCUGCCAGGCCUAGACAUCCGCAACCGGCUUGAACCUUCAGAUUCGCUGGUAGACGCAUGCGUCUCGCUUUACGAGCAGAACCGGCUCAACUUCAUUGAAUGGGAUCGAUUGACAAGCAAGGAACAGGAGGCAGAAACAACGACAGAGUUGCUGUUGCAGUUUGCCCUUACGCGAAGGGGCAUAGCCCUAGAGAUGGGGAAUUUGCUCGACUUCAAUCUUCAUGCAAAGUGGGUUGAUCGUUUGCUGUGUGCCCGCCUCGACCAGGUUCCACAGACGCAUGUUCAGACUAGUUUCGGCCAACUCCAGCUUGCGGACAGAAAGCUCUUUCAGCUCUUAGCUGAGAAGACUCGAUCCGGUGUUCAGGCCACUCCGAGUGGCCGCCCAUUGGACGAUGUGUUCGAGGGCACAUGGAUGGCCCCUGAAGUACUGCACAUCUUGCAGCCGAUGCCCAGGCCUGCUGGGAAUGCUUCGCAAAGCAAGGAUACCAGGCCAGGUCCGUACACGCCUCCGGGCGUCCCUUCGGAUAAUUGGGUGCCCUCGCGGAAGGGUAAAGGCAAAGGCAAAGGAAAGACCAGAGCCUCUUCAAGGCUUCCUGCUGGCCUCGAGGGCUGUCGAUCGCAUACGAAUGCCGGUGAGCCAAUCUGCUAUGGCUUCAAUUUGAAGACUUGCCAGGAGGUCGUGGCCAGGGGCAGGUGCAGCAAGGGGUUGCACAUUUGUGCAUGGCCCAAGUGUGGGAAGAGCCACGCAGCAGCUGACUGCCCAGAGCGGGCUAAAGCUACGAAGCAGUCGUGA